This is a messenger RNA of Podarcis muralis (Common wall lizard), 1424 nucleotides long. It is a transcript of the gene HES3, whose product is annotated as hes family bHLH transcription factor 3. The record is from RefSeq and is a predicted model, not a curated record. Gene Ontology annotation, biological process: regulation of DNA-templated transcription. Gene Ontology annotation, molecular function: DNA binding; protein dimerization activity. Lineage: Eukaryota; Metazoa; Chordata; Lepidosauria; Squamata; Lacertidae.
UCUCCUCCACCCUCCACCACUUCCCUCCCCUUUGCGGGGGAGGUUCCCCAGCCUGAAUGGACCCAUUGAAAUGGAAAAACGACUCCGGAGAUAAAAUGCCACCUCCUUGGUGCAGGGAGGGCAGAGGAUGCAGGAUGGGUACGGACCACAGACUGCAAGAGAGGAGGGCGCUCAAUUCCUUCCGCAAGGUCUCCAAACCCCUCAUGGAGAAGAGGAGACGAGCUCGCAUCAACCUCUCCCUAGAGCAACUCAAAGCUCUGCUGGAAAAGAACUAUUCCCACCAGAUCCGGAAACGCAAGCUGGAGAAGGCAGACAUCCUGGAGCUGAGCGUAAAGUACAUGAAGAGCCUACAGCCCUUGGCCCACCAAGGGGUGCCGCUGACCAAGAGCGCCGAUUACCAGGCCGGUUUUCGGAGUUGCCUGCAAGGAGUGCGCCAGUUCCUGCUGCGCUCCGAAGCGGCCAGCGAAGCUUCCUGCUCCUCUUCCUUCCAGCUCCUGCACCAGCUCGCCCGAGUUCUGCCCAUGGCCGCUGCCGGAGGCGUCUUCAGCACCACGGACAGCGACCCGCAGGCGGCGCCCCCCAAAGCCCGGCUGGCCGCGCUGGGCAGCCCCGGGGGGCCGACGACGACGACUCUCAGAAAAGCGAGGCCGCUGAAGAGCCGAGGGUGCGAGGCCUCCUUCCCCGCGGUGGGAGGCCGCAACCAGGCGGGGAGCGAUCGGGGCCAGAGCGGGCAGCCGCUUCCUGAGCGGAGCCAAGAGCUGUGGCGGCCUUGGUAAGAAACCGGUGCGCCCUGGCCGUGCGCUCUUGCCGUGCGCUCUGGUGCUGCGUCUCCAUUUCGGCCUCCGCCUGCGCGCUAGGUUGGGACUUGCCAUGCUAUGUACAUUUACAUGAGAGUAAACCCCACUGAUCUCCAUGGCGCUUACUCCCGAGGAAACACGCAUGGGCUCCGUGUGUGGCACUCGUCCUAGAACGCUGUAGGCACCACGGUUUGCUUGAGGGGCUGGGAGGGGGCCUUUGAAGACUGGCGGAGAGACUAUUUCUCGAGUUCUAUGAACGCUGUGGACCCACAAGGGAUACUUUGCUCUUCCUUAAAAUGCGUAAGCUGGGUGGUUCCGAUCCAGACCCUAAAGGCCCAGAGUCCGGGUUCCAACUGAACAAAGCGUUUAGUUUCAACGAAGACCUGGUUCUGUCUGAACUGAGCCCCCAUUCUGUGUUGGGCACCAGAUUCUGGCGCUUUAAAAAUCCUUCCUAGCCCCGUGCCCCUAUUUUGUAUUAAAAUUGGGCGGGGAGACAACGCAAGAAAAACAAAACCUGUCAGAAAAAAACGUUUUCACCAUGGACAGAGAGGCAGUGGAAAAGAGGAGGUUUCACCUGUUGGAUUCCUGCCCAUUGCAAAGCUGUUAAAGGAACAUACCCCCCUACAU